AUGCUGGACGACUGGAACUCGCAGCUGACGGAGGCGGGGGAGGCAGCGGGCCUGGGCGAGCUGGUCGGCGCGUCGGGGGCUGCGGCGGCACCCGCUGCCGACCUCUUUGGCCUGGACCACCGCGCCGAGUUCCUGGCCAGGGGCCGCGGCCACGCCGUGGCCUUCACCGUCUGCAACGACGCGCUGUUUGUGGCCACCAGCCGCAACUUUGUGCUGCGACACGACCUGGGGGGCGACACCGCAGCAGUGGCGGAACUGGAGGCCAGCAAGAGCCCCGAGGCGCGGGUGCGUCGCCUGUUUGUCGAUCCGCUGGGCCGCCAUGCGCUGCUGACGCUGCAGACGGGCGGCGGCGGCGCCGCCGCGCUGGAGACUUUCUACGUCGACGGCGGGCUGAGGAAAGCGCGGGCGCUGCCGAAGCUGAAGGGCCUGGCGGUGACCAGCGUGGCCUGGAGCCCCGCGCUGAGGGCGGCGGGGUUCAGGGUUGCCGUCGUGUCCCGCGGCACGCUGCUCGUGUGCGGUGGGGCUGUACUGGGCCACACCCGCGAGGCGCUGCUGGGCACCGAGGGAGGGGCCAUCUACGAGCUGGCGCUGGAGGAGGCGGCGCGGGGGGGCGGCAAGGAGCGGCUGCACCAGCUGCAGGAGCUGCGCGGAGAGGCGGGGCCCAUUGCGGGGCUGGCGCAGGUGGCACUCUCCCCCGAGCGGCGCCUGGUGCUGGCCCUCUGCGGUACCCGCCUGCACGCCUUCUCGGGAGGUCCCACCCUGGAGGCGGUGUUUGGGGCGGCGGCGGCGCCGGAGGGCGCGGCCGCGGCAGAUGCCCGCGGCGGGGGCCACAGCCGCAGCCCCAGCCAGCAGGGGUGGCAGCCGGCGGGGCACGCCGUGGUGGACCUGCCCACGCAGGGCGGCGCGGCGCAGCUGCAGCUGCUGUGCCCCGCCGCGCAGCCCGAGGCGGCGGCGGCGGCGGAGGGGGGCCCGCCCUUUGACAUGGCGCGGCCCGAGGCGUUUGCUGUGCUGGCGCCAGCUGGCAUAUACUACGGUACCCUGGACCUGGACCCCGCGCUGGCAGACCCGGGGGACCACCUCACCCGACACCACCUGCUGCCCGCCGCAGUGCUGCAGCAGGCGGGCGGCGGCGGCGGCGGCGGCGGCGACGAGCGGCCGCUGUCGCUGACGCGGCCCCGCUGCGCCGUGCUGGUACCGCAGGCCCUGACGCAGUACCACCUGGUCCUGCUGUACCCCAGCAAGCUGCAGUACGUCAACCGUACCUCCAAGCAGGUGGUGCAGGAGGUGCCCCUGCAGCGCUUUGCGGCGCCCGUGCGCGGCGCCGCCACCAUGCCGCUGGGCCUCUGCCGGGACCAGCUGGCGGGGCGCAUCUAUGUGCUGGCAGGCGACGACGCGCUGGAGGUGGAUGGCUCCGGCGAGGACCGAGACAUGUGGCGGGUGUGCCUGGACAAGGGCGAGUACCGCGCGGCGCUGCACUACGCGCGAUGCCGGGGCGACUGGGAGGGCCUGCUGGAGUACCUGCUGCAGCGGGGGGAGGCCGAGCGCGCGCUGGAGGUGCUGCGCCGCCCCUCCGUCUCCCCUGAGCUCCACUACAAGUUUGCGCCUGCGCUGGUGGCGGCUGCCCCGCAGCUGACGGUGCAGGCCUGGGUGGACGCGCAGCCGCCGCUGGAGCCCAGGCGCGCCUCUGCUUGCGUGCAGCUGGGCUGUGUGCGCCUGCUGCCCGCGCUGCUGCACUUUGGGGAGGGCGGCGGCGGCGGCGGCGCGGCGGCCGGGCGGGACGAGGCGCUCAAGUACGUGCGGUACUGCCUGUACCGCCUGGACAGCCAGGACCCGGCGGUGCACAACCUGGCGGUGGCGCUGCUGUCGCAGGAGGAGGCGCAGGAGCAGGAGCUGCUCGACUACCUGGCAGCCGCCCGCGGCCCCUCCGGCCGCCCGCUGUACGACCCGGUGUCGGCGCUGCGCCUGGCGCGGGACCGCCGCCGCCUGCGCGCCUGCGUGGCGCUGUACUGCGAGGUGGGGCUGUGUGUGUGUGUGGUGUCAUAG
Molecule: messenger RNA, 2043 nt
Organism: Chlorella variabilis
Lineage: Eukaryota; Viridiplantae; Chlorophyta; Trebouxiophyceae; Chlorellales; Chlorellaceae
Exons: 13
Coding region: 1-2043 (680 amino acids)
Biological process (GO): organelle fusion; endosome organization; vacuole organization
Cellular component (GO): HOPS complex; endosome
Molecular function (GO): protein-macromolecule adaptor activity
Source: RefSeq, a predicted model, not a curated record